AUGAAUUCCCAACGCUCCUGCUCCAUCACUCCCCCCCAAAUCGAUCGCCGUCGCGAAUCCCCGGUUCCUCCCACCCGGCGACCUGUGACCCUGCUCCUGCCGGGCCGGCGCGAGCUAGCGAGACCAACAACCAACCGACGACCAACCAUGGCGGCGGCGCCCGUGCGCGCGUGGUUGCUGGCAGCGCUGGCGCUGGCGCUGGCGUGCGCGCUGCUGUCCGCCGACGCCGCGGGGACGCCGUCCCCGCAGACGCCGGCGGCGGCGCAGGCGCAGGCGGUGUCGUCGGGCGCCACGAAGCCCAAGUGCGAGCCCGGCGCCGUGAACGACAAGGCGUGCCGCGUCGGCGCCGUGCACGACCCGGAGAACCAGGAGGAGGAGGGCUUCAGCGUCACCGCCAAGGCGCCCACCGGCGCGCCCGACACCGACAGCGACGACGACUACAACGACCCCGACGUGCCCAACGACGACCAGCUCGUCGUCGUCGGACACUGAUCGAGCCGCCCGCCGUCGAUUGGAUCAA
Messenger RNA from Panicum hallii, 520 nucleotides. RefSeq lists its product as uncharacterized. The record is from RefSeq and is a predicted model, not a curated record. The transcript has a single exon. Lineage: Eukaryota; Viridiplantae; Streptophyta; Magnoliopsida; Poales; Poaceae. The coding region runs from base 1 to 492 and encodes 163 amino acids.